UUAAGAGAGUCGCUCGCCUGUCGCGCACAUUGUGUAGAUACCGGUUCGCCGCUGUCGUGUUGUGUUUUUAUUCUCGCUCUGUACCGUAAUGUCUGCUCAUUCCGCCGAAGAGCCGUUCCCGUUCCACGGGCUGCUUCCGAAAAAAGAGACCGGCGCUGCUUCGUUCCUCACAAAAUUCCCGGAGUACGAUGGCCGAGGGGUGCUCAUCGCGAUCCUCGACACCGGGGUGGACCCAGGGGCCCCGGGCAUGCAGACUACGACAGACGGGAAGCCCAAGAUCGUGGACAUCAUUGACACGACGGGCAGCGGCGAUGUGAACAUGUCCAGUGUGGUGGAGGUCAAAGACGGGCUUGUGACCGGACUGACCGGACGCUUGCUCAGAGUUCCUGAUGCUUGGGUGAAUCCGUCUGGGAAGUAUCACAUCGGAAUAAAGAACGGUUAUGAUUUUUUCCCUAAAGCUCUCAAAGAGAGAAUACAGAAAGAGCGUAAGGAGAAGCUGUGGGAUCCGGCACACAGAGCAGCUCUCGCUGAGGCCAGUCGCAGGAUAGAAGAGUUUGACCAGUCUCACCCAAACCCAUCACAGAUGGAGAAGCUGCAGAAGGAGGAGCUACAGUGUCACGUGGAGCUGUUAGGGACCCUGGAGAAGAAGUACAGUGAUCCAGGGCCGGUUUAUGACUGUAUAUCGUGGCACGACGGCGUCACGUGGAGGGCUGUGGUGGACACUUCUGAGAACGGAGACCUGUCGUCUUGCACCAUCCUGAGCUCUUAUCGAGAGAGACAGGAAUAUGCCACAUUAGGAUAUGCCGAGAUGCUCAAUUACUCCAUAAACAUCUAUGACGAGGGAAACACUCUGUGUAUCGUCACCAGCGGAGGAGCUCAUGGGACGCAUGUGGCCAGCAUUGCAGCGGGUCACUUCCCCGAUGAACCCGAGCGGAACGGAGUCGCUCCAGGAGCUCAGAUCCUGGCUGUGAAGAUCGGAGACACGCGCCUCAGCACAAUGGAGACGGGAACCGGCCUCAUACGAGCCAUGAUUGAAGUCAUAAACUACAAGUGCGAUCUUGUGAACUACAGUUAUGGGGAGGCGACGCAUUGGCCGAACUCAGGGAGAGUCUGUGAGGUGAUCACGGAGGCCGUACAGAAGUAUAAUGUGUUGUUUGUGUCGAGCGCUGGGAAUAACGGCCCGUGUCUGUCCACCGUGGGCUGCCCGGGAGGAACCACCAGCAGCGUGAUCGGUGUGGGUGCUUACGUCACGCCGGACAUGAUGGUGGCCGAGUACUCGCUGAGAGAGAAGCUUCCUCCGAACCAGUACACAUGGUCGUCCCGCGGCCCCAGCACAGACGGGGCUCUGGGGGUCAGCAUCAGCGCCCCCGGCGGAGCCAUCGCCUCCGUGCCCAACUGGACGCUCCGCGGCACGCAGCUGAUGAACGGCACCUCCAUGUCCUCUCCCAACGCCUGCGGAGGAAUCGCUCUGGUGCUCUCAGGUCUGAAGCAGAACGGCGUGCAGCCCACAGUGCCGGUGGUGCGCAGGGCUCUGGAGAACACGGCUCUGAAAGUGGAGGAUAUAGAGGUGUUUGCACAGGGUCACGGCAUCAUUCAGGUGGAGCGGGCGUUCGACUACCUCAUGCAGCAUGCGUCGCUGCCCACCAGCAGCCUCGGCUUCACUGUGACUGUGGGAUCGCAGCGAGGCAUCUACCUCAGGGACCAGACCCAGGUCACCGGCCCGUCCGAUCACGGGGUCGGCAUCGAACCCGUGUUUCCAGAGAACUCAGAGAACUCGGCCCGUAUCUCGCUGCAGCUGCAUCUGGCUCUCGUCUGUAAUGCUACAUGGGUACACUGUCCAUCGCACCUGGAGCUCAUGAAUCAGUGCAGACAUGUCAACGUCCGCAUCGACCCGCAGGGCCUGCGAGAGGGGCUGCACUACACUGAGGUGUGUGGAUACGACACGUCAGCUCUCAGCGCUGGUCCCCUCUUCAGAGUGCCUAUAACGGUUAUAAUCCCUGUGAGAGUAGCUGACAGUCGCAGUCAGGAGAUCACCUUCACAGACGUCCACUUCAGACCAGGACAGAUCCGACGGCAUUUCAUUACCGUCCCUCAUGGAGCAUCAUGGGCAGAGAUCUCGUUAACGUCUCACUCUGGAGACGUGUCGUCGAAGUUCGUCCUGCAUGCGGUUCAUCUGGUGAAGCAGCGAGCGUAUCGAGCCAAUGAGUUUUAUAAGUUCUCGUCUCUGCUGGAGAAGGGCUCGCUCACGGAGGCUUUUCCUGUGCUGCCAGGACGGACUCUGGAGCUCUGUGUUGCUCGCUGGUGGGCGAGUCUCGGUGAUGUCACUAUUGAUUAUGUCAUUUCCUUCCAUGGGCUGGUGACAUCACCUUCUCCUAUUCAUAUCCACGCCUCUGAAGGGAUUUCUAGUUUUGAGGUUUGUUCUCCGCUGAGAUAUGAAGACGUUUCCCCAACAAUCACACUGAAGAACUGGGUUCAGCCUCUCAGGCCUGUAAGUGCUAAAAUAAAACCCCUCGGCGCCAGAGAUGUGUUACCCAACAACAGACAGCUCUACGAGAUCGUCCUCGCGUAUAAUUUCCAUCAGCCCAAGAGUGGCGAGGUGAUGCCCAGCUGUCCGCUGCUGUGUGAGUUAUUAUACGAGUCUGAGUUUGACAGUCAGCUCUGGCUCCUGUUUGACCAGAACAAGAGGCUCAUGGGCUCCGGAGACGCUUAUCCACACCAGUACUCUCUGAAGCUGGAGAAGGGCGACUACACGGUGCGUCUGCAGGUGCGUCACGAGCAGCAGAGUGAGCUGGAGCGUCUGAAGGACCUGCCCUUCCUCGUGUCUCACCGUCUCUCCAACACGCUCUCGCUGGACAUCUACGAGACGCACCGCGCCGCCAUGCUGGCCAAGAAGAAGGCCAACUCCAUCACGCUGAGCCCCGGCGCGUCGCAGCCCUUCUACAUCACAGCCCUGCCCGACGACAAGAUCCCUAAAGGAGCCGGACCCGGCGGCUACAUCACCGGCUCGCUGGUUCUGCCCAAGAGUGAGUUCGGCAAAAAAGCUCAGGGACAAGCUUCAGCCAAACGACAAGGAAAAUUUAAAAAGGAUAUCGUGCCAAUCUUUUACCACCUGGUUCCUGCUCCCAACAAAACCAAGAAUGGAAAAGGAGAAAAGGAGAAGGAUGCGGAGAAGGAGAAGGACGUGAAGGAUGAGUUCACCGAAGCGCUGCGAGACCUAAAGAUCCAGUGGAUGACCAAGUUGGAGAGCAGCUCGCUGUUCGAGGAGCUAAAGGAGGCGUUCCCCACACACCUGCCUCUUCAUGUCCAGAGACUGCAUCAGCUGGACUCAGAGAAGGAGCGUUUGAAGCGUCUGCCAGAGAUCGCAGCUGCAGCUGAUGCAGUGACGUCUCACAUCGAUCAGACCGCACUCGCUGUCUACUUCACCAUGAAGAUGGAUCCGCGGCCCGACGCCGCCUCCAUUAAGAGUGACAUGGAGAAGCAGAAGGCGUCUCUGCUGGAUGCGCUCUGCAGGAAGGGCUGCGCUCUGGUGGAUGAGCUGAUGCAGACGUCUGCGCAGGAGGGCGCUAGCGCAGGUGAGGUGAGCAGCUCCGAGGACGAGCCGCAGGCCAAAGCACUGACCGACACCUUCUGGGAGCUGCAGAAGUGGGCAGAGCUCACCGACACUAAGGUUCUAGCGUUUUCCUACAAACACGCGCUGGCAAACAAAAUGUACGCGAGAGCCUUGAAGUUCGCGACUAAGAUCGUCGAGGACAAACCCAGCAAAGAGAACUGGAAGAACUGCAUACAGCUGAUGCGCUCUCUGGGCUGGAUGCACUGCGUCUCGUACACUGAGAACUGGCUGCCCAUCAUGUACCCGUCUGACUACACGCCCUUCUAAAGUCGUUCGUUUUUAACCGAGGAGACUUUUAAUGCCUUCUGGAAACCAUCAGGAACCAAACACCUCAUAUCACACGGUCCUUCACGGAUCCCACAAUGCCUUUCUGUGCGGAUCACAGCACUGAACCCACAGUUCUCAUCCUACAGCUUGAAUCACAUCGCCGUAUUUCACUGGGAUUCUUCAUCGUACAGCGUUCGUCUCUUUUUAUUAAAGGGAACUUGUAUAAUAACUUGCAUUAUGUUGUUACCGGGCAUUUGCACAGUGGACAUUUUUCCCUCGACAACAAUAACAGCGUAAGAUGAACUGCUCAAUACAGAAAACAUCGAGGCAAUAUGAUGGACAUCCAGUGGAUAAAACCUCCAGCUCAUAUUUCACCCUAAGUUCAAGGAAAACUAACUUUAUUUCUGCAUUUUGUUUUUAAAUUUUGGGGUGAAAUAUUUUUUUUUUUUUUUGUGAUUUGACCCUAAUAUAAGUCAAAUGUAUGCAUGUUUUAUAAAGACACAUGGGUCAUUUCAUGUUCAUGGCUUUCAAUCUUGUGCCGUUAUGAAGAAAGUCUGAGCUUUUGUGCGAUUGAAAGUCCAAGUUUUCUCAUAUUCUGAGCCUGGACUCGAAUAUUUCUUUCUGAAUUUGUCGUUUCGGUGUGUAAGUGAAGCAGCGUUUAAAUGUGUGCGUGCUCAUCUUGUGCAUCUCGAACGGUUCUUCAGGGUUUAGACAUUGAAAAUGGAUCAUCUCUCCAUUUCCCUUCAUGAAGGGGGACGUUUCACUGCAAAAAAUGAUUUUUGUCUUGUUUUCUUGUAUAAAUAUCUACAAAUUCUGGAAUUAAGAUGCAUUUACUUGACGACUUAAGAUAUUAUGUCUUAAAUUAAUCCAAAUUUAGUUCUUUUUGUUUAAAACAAGUAAAAAUAAUCUUGUUUAGCCUUUGAAUUAAGAUUAUUUUUCUUACUCCAUCAGCAGAUAUUUUCACUUGUUUUAAGCAAAAACGAAUAAAAUUUGGAUAAUAUUUUCAGAAAACAAGACAAAAUAUCUGUCAAUUAAAAUGCAUCCUGAUUCAAGAAUUUUUAAAUAUUUAUACUAGAAAACAAGACAUGAAUACUAAGGAAGAAAAUGUAUUUUUUGCAGUGAUGAAAGUAAGAAACGAAGCCAGCAAUUCAUGCUCUGUGUGUUUUCACUAGUGACGCUCACUUUUCUUCAGAGGGCUUUUGCAUUGGCUUGGAGACGCAUUGCUGGUGUGAUCUUUCUUCAGUUUUCUCUCGUGUGUUUGCAUUGUUUGUUGAUGUUCAGAGCUCAGACGUCUCAAACGACAAGUUCUUCAAAAAUGGCCUUAAAUACUCAUCAAACCCCGUCCACCUCUGCGUUUCUUCAGGAAAUAUCACAAAAUUCUGAAUCAAAAACCCUUGAUAUCUUCAGAUAUAUUUAUGGAUGUCUUGUAUUUAUAAAGUAUAAAUGAAUACUAGGUAAUGCCAAUAUUUUAAAGUCAUUUUAAUUCAUGCAUAGAGUAGGUAGGUGUUAUUUUAUAUCCAUUACUCCUCGUGAGACGUAUCUGAAGUAACAGCCGGUUAUUUUGUUAAAUGUGUAUUUGAUGAAGAUUCUGAAUAAAAUUAUCUGGAACUGACAA
Onychostoma macrolepis is the source of this 5492-nucleotide messenger RNA. RefSeq names its product tripeptidyl peptidase 2 (gene tpp2). The record is from RefSeq and is a predicted model, not a curated record. The transcript has 29 exons. Lineage: Eukaryota; Metazoa; Chordata; Actinopteri; Cypriniformes; Cyprinidae. Gene Ontology annotation, cellular component: cytosol. Gene Ontology annotation, biological process: proteolysis. Bases 89 to 3877 code for a protein of 1262 amino acids. Gene Ontology annotation, molecular function: serine-type endopeptidase activity; tripeptidyl-peptidase activity.